CAGAGAGUACACGUGAUAAGCAUUCUCCCGACAAAAGGUCACGUCCCCACGGGGAGGUCAUAAUACAGGACUGGUAUAGAAGCGUGGACUUUCAUUAACGACCAUACACGUUACCUGUCGGGAGAGGUAUAUACACAGAACAGCACAGGACUGCAAAUAUGUUGGACAUGCUGUUAAACAUGGACCCUUUGACUGUCGCCCUUGGUAUUUUAGGACUUUUAUUUCUCCUGAAACUUGUGUAUACUCCCCGGAACUCUCCGCCAGGACCUAUCGGAUACCCAGUUCUGGGUAACGUUCCGCUUUUGUUAUCUGGAAACAAAACAGCAACUUUCCGGAAACUACGACGUGAAUACGGUGAUGUGGUUGGUCUCCGCCUUGGUUGCACGAAUACCGUGGUUGUUAAUGGGUAUGAUACUCUGAAGGAGGCGUUUGUAAAGCAUGGCGAUGUGUUAUCAGACAGACCUAAUGACAUUGUUUUCCGACACCUCAGCGACUAUGGAAAAGGCAUUGUCGGUAGUACAGGUGACUUCUGGAAACACACCCGCACAUUUUCCCUCGGAGCAUUACGAGAGUUCGGUUUUGGAAAGAGAUCUCUCGAAUCGAAAAUACAAGAAGAGGUAUCAGUAUUUCUUGACAUCGUUGCUGACAAAAAUGGAGAACCGUUCUUUCUCGGCGCCAUCGCUCAGAUCAGUAUCUCAAACAUUAUUUGUAGCAUAGCCUUCGGUGAGAGAUAUGACCAUGAUGACAAAGAGUUCAAGAAUCUCCUGCAUAUGUUAGACAAGGCGUUUUUCCUAACAGCAAAGGCCACUAUCGUGAACUUCUUCCCUUUUCUCAGGUUUCUACCGGGCGAUAUGACUUAUUUCAAAGCAAUGAAGACGAACUUGGGAAACAUCAGAGCUUAUCUGCAGAAACAGAUUGACCAGCAUAGGGACACGUUUGACGAAGAGAAUAUUAGGGACUUCAUUGACGCCUUUCUGAAGGAGGAGCUCUCACAAGGAACAUCCGAGGUUUUACAUGAUGAAAAUUUAAAGGUGGUGUUAGGAAACCUAUAUAUCGCUGGCACCGAGACAACAGCCACCACUAUCAAGUGGGCGAUCCUCUUCCUCAUUCACAAUCCGGAAGUGCAAACAAAAGUACGUCAAGAGAUCGAAAACGUUAUUGGAUGCUCUCGAAUUCCGUCCAUGAACGACAAACCGGAAAUGGUCUACACUGAAGCAUUCAUUCACGAGACACUUCGUAUGGGUAAUAUCGCCCCAUUGGCCCUUCAACAUGCUGUCAAACAUGAUUGCACCCUUAAAGGGUAUACUCUUCGGAAGGGGGACGUGUUAUUGCCUAAUCUUGAUUCCGUCAUGUUUGACGAAUCCCUGUUUGAAGAUCCACACACAUUCUAUCCAGACAGAUUUAUCGGUGAUGACGGUAAACUCAAUGGAACAGAACGUCAUGUUCUUGCUUUCUCAUUAGGAAGAAGAGUGUGUUUUGGUGAAAGCCUUGCAAGGAUGGAGCUCUUCUUGUUUCUGACGACUCUCAUCCAGCGAUUCAACCUUCUUCCGGAGGACGAACAAAACCUUCCUACGCUUGAACCCAUUGUCACUAUCACGAAUUCUCCCCAAAACUACAAGUUCAAGGCAGUCAAACUGAAAUGAUAUCGUUUCACAUAUCUGUCCAUAUCAUGUUGUUUUCCUGAUUAUUUCAUAAACAAUUAAGAUAUUUUUUAAGAAGAUUCAACACGAACAAUUAAGUAAUAAGUUCAGUAUGCUUUCCAAUGCAUACACUAUGCCGGAAGUUUAAAGUAUAUAUAUUUUGCCAAUAAUAGGCUUUUAAAUAAUAGGUUCAACUACAUUCUGUAAAAGAAUCAAUAUAAAGAAGCAAUUUUAGAAAUAUAAGUCGAAGCGAUGAAUAUCUUUUCCACGUGUGAUGAGCCUUUCCGAUGCACUGGAGCCCACACGGAAAUCGUCAAAUUACUAUCCGUACUUGUUUUUUAUGUGUAAUUCAUUUAGAAAACGACUGUAUAUUUCGAUAAGGAUACAGUUUAAAUCACCAAGGUGUUUUACACUGUGGUAAGUAAUUUACAUUGUGCAAUUAUCUUUGUGUUCAUAAUGUUAACGUGGAAUCGGAAGCAUUUUUGCAGUUAUUGUAAGAGUUACCUAGUUGUAGGCCUCUCCAAGAUAACAAGGAUAUUCUAGAAAGUAUAAGUACGUGAGGUUUAUCGUUUUGCCAAGAGUGUAUGACUGAAAAGAAAACCCUAAAAAAAAAGAGUUUUUAUGUAUGUAUGUAUAUUAAGACAUUAAAGAGUCAAUCGUUUUACAGAAGGUAACUUGUAACUGAUGUACGUUUUGAAGAAAUUAAGUCAGUGCGUGUGUAUUACGUCUCCCUCUCAAAUAUCGGUUGAAAUGCGUUUUCUGUGCUGUUGUUAUAUCGUUAUAAGGGACGGCCUGAUAAGAUAAGGCUAGAUGUGGGGGUUUUAUGCAAAACGAGGCGUGUAUUCACUCGGAGGGCGGCCCCGUCGCCAUCUUGCAAUGUUCGCAUAAAAUGGUACGGGCUCGGUUCAGUUUUUGAACACCACAUUCUCAUCUUCAAUUCGUAUCUAAAAUUGAAUUCGCAUUUUGUAGAAAGUGUUUUAUUAAUAUAUUUGGCAAAUGUUAUUACCAAACAAUAUCGUCGGCAUUGUUAAGUGUUGUGAACGCCUUUUUCUUGUCGAUACAACACUUCCAUGAUGCUUAGUCACCUGCUGGGUUUAAAAUAAAUGCCUUGUAACUUAAGUAACAGUUGUUUAGGAAGGUUAGUUUGCAACACUACUAAGCUACUGAGAAAAGAUUAAUAACGGGUAGCGUCGGUGAUGUGGAAUGAUCUCAUAGCAAAUCUUCAGGAAAUUAACACCAUGUUGUAGAUAUUAGUUGACAAAGAACUAUAAGAAUGUGUAUAUCGAUAAUAAUACUAUGGUAUUGGAUAUAUAUUCAUGUAUAUAUUAGCCAAACUAUAAUGCCGUGUGUCAGGAAAUAGAUGGUUUGCAUGGCUUUCUUAGUGUUAAUUAUUUUUGUCGUAAUGCAAUUUAUAAAUCGUUAGUAUUACUAAUGUAUGUAUUAGGAUUCAGUCCUCUGCCAUUUUUAGUUAAUACUUUUUUUUGUAGGAUUUUGUACUGGCUUUUCUAUUUUGACUGUAGAUCUGAUACUGAAAUAGUAUUAUAUUUGAUACCCAUUCUGCCAAAAUAAUCUGAUUGUUGUAAGUUAUACUUCAUAGUUUCGUGCAGAACAAGAGUUUUGGCGCAUAGAUAACAGUGUUUAUAGCAGUGUUAAAUACCUACAAAUUACUACUGCUGUCACUUUAGUAUUCUAAUUCAUUUCAGGUGAAAAAAGUUUGAUUGGUCAAUUGAAAUAAUUUGCGAUCGUCUGAACACAAUUUAACGUUACUUAUAAAGCGUAGCCCCUUCAACAGUUUCCAACACUUCAAUAAAGUAUGUUUGUUGUGGUACGGGGAUCUUUAAGUCCUUUUAAAAUAUAUUUUCCUUUAAAAAAUCAUGCUACCGUGCAUUUUACAGAAAUAUAAUGGCUUAAAACUUGAGAAUGUUUAAAAAUAGAAUGAAAAUAAUAAAAAACAAAAAGCAAAUUAUCGUAUAGUAAAAAUUACUUGUACAAGAAGGUACAUUUUUAUAUGGUGUAAACAUUGUAUCUCUAUUCUCCUUAGUUUUGUUACUUUAUUCAUUUGUAUGUGUGUAUUGUUUUUGGCACUGUUGAACUAAACUUGGUUACCAGGGACCUUAAAUCAUGAUAUAAAUGGAGAUUUUUUCUCAAUGUUUUAUUUGCCUAAAUGCCUACAUUUAACAUUAUUGUUUAUUUUCGAAUCCUAGAAAUUAAAGUUUGCUUACGAAAUUCAG
Mizuhopecten yessoensis (Yesso scallop) is the source of this 3871-nucleotide messenger RNA. Its product is annotated as cytochrome P450 2C23-like. Gene Ontology annotation, molecular function: heme binding; oxidoreductase activity, acting on paired donors, with incorporation or reduction of molecular oxygen, reduced flavin or flavoprotein as one donor, and incorporation of one atom of oxygen; iron ion binding. Gene Ontology annotation, cellular component: cytoplasm; intracellular membrane-bounded organelle. The record is from RefSeq and is a predicted model, not a curated record. The transcript is spliced from 5 exons. NCBI's taxonomy places the organism in Eukaryota, Metazoa, Mollusca, Bivalvia, Pectinida, Pectinidae. Gene Ontology annotation, biological process: xenobiotic metabolic process. Bases 159 to 1643 code for a protein of 494 amino acids.